Molecule: messenger RNA, 1109 nt
Organism: Prorocentrum cordatum
Lineage: Eukaryota; Dinophyceae; Prorocentrales; Prorocentraceae
Source: the annotation of a GenBank genome assembly
CGGAUUUGAUCUCGGGGGCCCCCAAGCGGCGUGGUGACCACACCGCGUGGUGGGUCACGGGGAAUUCCGGGUCACCGUACGGUUUUCGGACUCGGGUCGUUCUCCGAGGACGUCUCCGGCCCCAACCAGGGCUUCCGAGGUUCCAAAACCGUGCGGUGACGGACCGCGCGGUGCGGUCUCUUGGGAUGCCGAGGUCAUUACGCGGUCCGUCACCACUCGUUUGGGGCCCCCGGUGAUCACCUUUUCCACCCUCAUCAAGGGGCACUGCGCUGCUGGCGACAUAGAGCAGGGGCUGCGCCUGCUCGGGCUGAUGCAGCGGCGCGGCAUAGCGCCCGACUCGAUCCUCUUCAACUCGAUCCUGGACGGCUGUGCGCACAGGCAGAUGCGGGGUCUCACCGAGCAGGUGCUCCACGACAUGGAGGCGGCGGGCGUGCCGCCGUCGAACUUCACGCUGUCCAUCCUGGUGAAACUGUACAGCCGGUGCGGGGACCUGGAGGCCGCGAUCGGCGUGGUCGAGGAGUACCCGCGUAAGUACCGGUUCAAGCUGAACGCGCAGGUGUACACGUGCCUCAUGGCCGCAUGCAUCUCCCACGGGAGGAUGGCCACGGCACUGGAGGUGCACGGCUCUAUGAAGCGCGCGGGCUGCCAGAGCGAUGCUAAGACGUACCACACCUUGCUGAGCGGGUGCAUUCGCCACGGCAACCUGGAGGGGGCCGUCGCCCUGCUCGACGACGCCCUGGGGCGCGCGCCGCCCGUGCGGCCCAGCCGCGAGGUCGCCGAGGGGGUGCUGCUCAUGGCGCAGAGGCGCGGCCGCGCCGCGGACCUGGCGUUGCCGCUGCUGGCGCGGCUGCAGGCGGCGGGCGUGGCCGUGUCCGAACGGGUCGCGCGCGGCCUGCCGCGCCAAGCGGGCAGGGCGGCGCCUGGCGCGUAGGGCUUGGGCGCCCAAGCCGCCCAGCCAAGUGCUCGGCAGCGCCCAGCUCUAAAGUCGAGGCUGACUGGUCCGAAUCCAGAAUGCCCUUGUGCAUUGUGCGUUCGAGACCCAUGCCUUUUGCAUUCCUGUGACGAUAUGGCCCUCGGAGGGGUCUCGUGUCCUCUCGCGUGUUCUCUCC